CUCGCUUGCCCAAGGGCUGAGCCGCCGCGGAGCCGGGGCUCGGUGGGCUCGGUGCCACUGUUGCCACCGUGCCAGCCAUGCCAGCCAUGCCAGCCACCCUGCCCCGCGGCUCCCCAGGAAAGGGUCCCUGGAUGCCCCGCUCGGUGCCCGCACCGCCGCGCAGGAUGGGUGCUGCAGCAGGAUGGGUGCUGCUGGCCCUGCUCCCCGUGGCCGGCGGACAGACCACCCCUCCCUCGGGCUGUGGCAAGGACCUCUCCUCCCUCUACUACAACCUCUGCGACCUCUCGGCAGCCUGGGGCAUCGUGCUGGAGGCCGUGGCCAGCCUCGGCGUGGUCACCAGCUUCGUGCUCACCAUCGUCCUGGUGGCCAGCCUACCCUUCGUGCAGGAACCCCAGAAGAAGAGCCUGGUGGCCACGCAGGUUUUCUUUCUUCUGGGCACCUUCGGGCUCUUCUGCCUGACGUUUGACUUCAUCGUGGGGCCGGAUUUCUCCACCUGCACCUCCCGCCGCUUCCUCUUCGGCGUCCUCUUCGGCAUCUGCUUCUCCUGCCUGCUGGCGCACGCCGUGGCCCUCAACUUCUUGGCACGGAGGAACCAGGGCCCACGGGGCUGGGUGACGCUGGCGGUGGCCCUGCUCCUCGCCUUGGUGGAGGUCAUCAUCAACGCCGAGUGGCUCAUCAUCACGGUGGCGCGGCGGGAGGGCGGCUCCCCGGACCCUUGCCGGUUGGAGGACGCUGACUUCGUCAUGGCACUCAUCUACGUCAUGGUCCUGUUGGUGGCUGCCUUCGGCACCGCCUGGCCAGCCCUCUGUGGCCGCUACGGCCGCUGGCGCAAGCACAGCGCCUUCAUCCUGGCCACCACCAGCCUCUCCAUGGCCAUCUGGGUGGCGUGGACGGCCAUGUACCUCUACGGGAACCAGCACGCGGGCGAGAAGCCUGGUUGGGAUGACCCCACGCUGGCCAUCGCCCUGGUCUCCAACGCCUGCGCCUUCCUCCUCCUCUACGUCAUCCCCGAGGUGACGCACGUGACGCGGCGCAGCCCCGAGCAGGCCUUCGAGGACGACAUCUACCCCACGCGCGGGGUGGGCUACGAGACCAUCCUCAAGGAGCAGAAGUCGCAGAGCAUGUUUGUGGAGAACAAAGCCUUCUCCAUGGACGAGCCCUCCUUUGGCAAGAAGCCGGUGUCCCCGUACAGCGGCUACAACGGGCAACUGCUGACCAGUGUCUACCAGCCCACCGAGAUGGCUCUGAUGCACAAGGGGCCGACUGAAGGACCCUAUGACGUGAUCCUGCCCCGCGCCUCCACCACCAGCCCGGUGGCCGGCAGCGCCAGCUCCACGCUGCGAGCCGAGGACGCCUUCGCGGCACAAGCCCGGCACGGCGGCGCCCAGCGGGACGGCAGGAGCUGCCAGGUGCAGUCCCCGUACGGCAGGAACCGGUGGUGAAGCCCCCCCUGCCCCACGCCGUGGCACGGGUCCCGCAGCGCUGGCACAGCCGUGGCCCCGGGGUCUCGCCGAGCCUCGUCCCACCCCACCGCGUUCAUCCCACCCCGGUCUGGCAGCCCGAGCCGGUUCCUGCGAAGGGGGACAACCCGGACACCGUCCCAGAGCCAGCCCCCCCCACCUGCCUGGCUGUGGCACCCACAAGCUGCCAGCUCUGCCCGGACCCCCCCGUGCCCCUCCUGCCGUCCCUGCCGCAAGGACCAGCUCCUGUGGGGUCACCCCCGCAUCGUCCCCUCGCUGCCUUUGUGAUGCAUGGACACCCUGUCCCCCCACUUCAUGCCAGGGACCAUCUGCCACCUGGGAUCUGGUGGGACUCCUGCCCAGGGCUCCCCCCACCCCCGGCGCUGAGCCCCCCAGUUCCACGCUGACCCUCACCCACCCCAAGGACGUCGCAGGCCUGGAGCUGAGCCGUCGCUGUCCCGACAAGGUGACACGAAGCUCUCCCCAGCCCUGCCUCCCACUGUGCCUCAGUUUCCCCAUUGCCAGGGAAAGGGAGGGGGGCUGCUUGGGGUCUGGGGGAUCAGUGCCUUGCUGGGGCUGGGGGUGCAGCCCCCCCCAUGGCUCCAGCCGCCUUCUCGGUGCCUUUUCCCCCUCGGGGAUCCCUCCCGGGGAGCAGGGAGGGAGCUGGGCCCCUCACCCUCCUCGUGGCUUUCUCUGUUGUUCUUCCUCUUCCUCCUUUUUUCAGGUCUGCCCCAAUAAAGGUGAUUUUUUUCCUA
Molecule: messenger RNA, 2215 nt
Organism: Calidris pugnax (ruff)
Lineage: Eukaryota; Metazoa; Chordata; Aves; Charadriiformes; Scolopacidae
Gene: GPRC5C
Product: G protein-coupled receptor, class C, group 5, member C
Exons: 6
Coding region: 78-1442 (454 amino acids)
Biological process (GO): G protein-coupled receptor signaling pathway
Cellular component (GO): extracellular exosome; plasma membrane; intracellular membrane-bounded organelle
Molecular function (GO): G protein-coupled receptor activity; protein kinase activator activity
Source: RefSeq, a predicted model, not a curated record